Molecule: messenger RNA, 3336 nt
Organism: Gavialis gangeticus (Gharial)
Lineage: Eukaryota; Metazoa; Chordata; Crocodylia; Gavialidae
Gene: PRORP
Product: KIAA0391 ortholog
Exons: 8
Coding region: 721-2499 (592 amino acids)
Biological process (GO): tRNA 5'-leader removal; mitochondrial tRNA 5'-end processing
Cellular component (GO): mitochondrion; mitochondrial ribonuclease P complex
Molecular function (GO): ribonuclease P activity; protein binding
Source: RefSeq, a predicted model, not a curated record
CAGCUCUUGUGGACUGUAGCACUUUGGUGGGAGUUUAGCAGUAGUGAGAGGUUGGCACUUGCCACGCGUGGGCUCGGGUCGGUCAGCGAGCGGAGGGCAGUUUUCAGAGAGCCUGCAAUCGGCGCAAACUACAACUCCCAGCUCGCUUUGCGGCACAAUGGGGCGCGCAUGUGCCGCCGCCGCCUCGCGCUGCAUGCCGGGAACUAGUUUUUCCGGAAGAGGAGUGAGGCCGUGAAGAUCUGCGUUGCUUGCGGCUCCACGUGGGUGGUGGAGGGGCCCGGCGUCGGCUCCCAACCUCUGCCCUGCACCGAGCAGGCGGCGUUGACACGUGCAGCUUGGAUGGCAGUUACCUCGAGUUAGCGCCUCCGCUCCCGCGGUGGUCUCGGGGUUCAUUCGGGCUCUUCACAGGGACUCAUCUCCUUAUUUGGAGGGAAGCAGCAGAAGAGCUCUGUUUUUGGAAGCUGUAUCAUAUUCCCCAGUUCCACAUGCAUGUAUGACAAGCCUUGAAGAGCAUUAGUGGUAGGAUAGCCACAAUAAACAGCAAUUUGCAGGCCUUUUUCUCUGGAAGAAAGACAUACUAUUUUUUUAUUAAUAUUUUGCUCAUUUUAAAUGUUUCUCCAGAUAGCCCUUAGAUUUGAAUUAUACAUUUAUUUGUGCAAGCUGCACUUACUGUUAGACCUUUCCUGGAAAUCUUCCCCAGCAUAUUGAUUUCUUAUUAUUAUGGCUUUCUUCCUUCAAGCGAGUUACUGGGGUUUGCAGACUUUCCUGGGUAGACGUUUCCUGUUUCAGCCUGCUUCCACUUGUCAGAAGUCACUGGUUCUCAUGGUUGACCUCCUCAGUAGGGAUCGAGUUAAAGGUUUGCCUUUUACUACAUCUUCCCAAUCUGCACUACCUCAGAAGCUCAAAGGAGUUCAUAUGCUGCACAAGUCCAGAUCUAGAAGCAGAGAUGGAAGAAAAGUAAAAAUGCAGGAUAGCUGCAGGGAAGAGGAGAAAAGUCUUAUACACCCAUUCUUUGCUGGAGCUGCCAAACAGCGAUCAGAGAUCCAAAGGACACCUACAGCUAUAAGACUGCUCAGGCUGUCUAGAAGACAUGAUAUCCAGCCUCCAGAAAAACCUUUGAAUGCUAAGGAGUGGCAGGAAUUGAGGACACAACUGAAGCUUUGUACAGAUUUUGAGAUUGUAAUGUUACGACAAAUGGUCAAGCACAAGAGCUCCAUAGAUGUGGCCAAGUCCUUGAUGGCUGAUGUGGUAUUGAGAAAUGGGGAUGUCAGGUAUAAUUUAUUGAUUGCGUACCUGACUCUGUGUCUCCAGCAGGGGCAGACAGCAGAGUUUUUUGAUAUCUAUGAUAUAAUAAAACUCAAAUUUAAGACUUUAGAAACUGGGGGUUACGGUGUUCUGAUCAGGGGUCUGAGUGGUACAGAGCGCUGGAGAGAGGCCAUUUUGCUCCUGAAGGAAAUGAAAAAGUUUACAGUCCCCUCAAAAGGGUGCUAUGGACAUUGUAUCAAAGCGGCUCUCAAUAAUCAAGACAUACAACUGGCAUUAGAGCUGUAUCAUGAAAUGUUGGCCAAGAAUAUAAUGCCAAACUUGGAUGUGCCGCAGGCCUUUUUUGACAGCAGCAAGGGUACACAAGAUGAUAAAUUAAAAAAAGAACUCUUAAGCAUGCUCCUGUGUUUUAGAGAGAACCAAGUCUAUCCUAAUGAAGCUCUUAUGCAGAGUAUAAAGCAGUGGUUUGAAAGUAUUCCAGGAGAGAAAUGGACAGGACGCUUGACCAGCGUUGAAAAUGGUUGUGCAUGUCCAGUUUGUAACCAAGUCUUAGAAACUAUUGAGCUAAAUGAAAAGGAAUAUAAUAUUCUCAAGGAAAAAAUAAUGAAGGAUGUGAUGAUGCAGGGGAGCAAUACAUUCAGGACUACAACUCCCCAGGAACUCAAAAGAUUUCAAGACUUCGUGAAAAGUAGACUUCCGUAUGAUAUUGUGAUAGAUGGGCUUAAUGUUGCCAACUCUGUCAAGAAACUCAACAAAUAUAAAGUUCUAUUUGAUGUUAUUUCCUACUUCGCACAGCAGAAUCUGCGGUUGCUUGUGCUGAGCCGAAAACACUUGAUGAAGGGAUUUCAAACCUGGAAUGGGAAUGCAGUGACUGCCCUGCAGAGGAAAGUAGAUUUCUUUUUUACUGCAAAUGUAUCACAGGAUGAUCCCUUUCUGUUGUACGCCACUCUUCAUUCAGGCAAUCACUGUAAGUUUGUUACUAGAGACCUUUUGCGAGAUCACAAGGCUUGUUUUACUGAGACAAGUAUUCGACACCUGUUUUUCAAGUGGCAACGGGGACACCAGUUGAUACUUUCUCCCUUGGUCUCACACAAGAUAAUUUUUAUGCCUAUACUUAAUUUCAAUACGGUGGUACAGACUACAGGUGACACAUGGCAUAUUCCAUAUGAUGACCAGCUGGUGGAAAGAUAUUCCUAUGAAGUGCCAAGGAAAUGGCUUUGCCUUCAGAGAAAAUAAGAAGAGUGCAGUUUUACAAAUUGAAGCUUCACUCAUUUACUACUGUUGCUAGCUGGCUACCAACCCCGCCUCCCCCCCCCCCCAACCAUGCCUAGUUACAGGAUUAGCAUGCCAUAUGUAAAUCCUGAAGCUGACUAAAUGUUCAGUUACUAUAUUGGGCUAAAUUCAUUCUUGCUGUAAGUUCAUUGAAGUCAGUGACAGUACACCAAGGGUGAAUUCUGACCAUUACAAUUGCAAACCAUUUUUGUAUCUUACUAGUUGACUUUUUUUUUUUUUUAAUUAAAGAUUAAUUUUUCCAUCUUUGAAUGUCAUAGUUCUUUUUCUCAAGUAUUUCAACAGGAGUGAGAUUCAAGAAGUUUGAACUUAUAGGCAUAUUUCUGAAAUUAUACCAGGGAGCUGCACAUUGAACCUGAUGCACAUGGCUCAGUUUAUUGGACCUAGUGUGUCAGGCUGGUGCACUUGAUGUUUACUAUUCACCUUUUAAAUUUAGUAUUGGUCUCUCCUUAAACUAAGACUUUGUAUGCAAGAAAUUUGUUGAAGCAACAUCUGUUAAGUUUUUGUUUGUGAGCAUAAAGGAAAUCAAGCAAUAGAAUGACUUGUGGAUUCCAACACUGUAACUAAAUUUUAGUUUCUAUCUUUCCAAAGAUGUACAGUAUUGAACUGAUGUGCUCAUGGAAACAAGCCUGUUUUUUUAAAUAAAUAUUGAUCAUGGACAUGCCUUCACUACAACCAAUGAUAUGGACUUAGACUCUGUGUAGACUCUUGUAAAUUGCACCUGAAAUUAUAACACCACAAAAGAUGGUGCAGAAUUACAUAAACAUGAAGAAUCCAUUAUUA